Messenger RNA from Lentinula edodes (shiitake mushroom), 711 nucleotides. RefSeq lists its product as uncharacterized. The record is from RefSeq and is a predicted model, not a curated record. The coding region runs from base 1 to 711 and encodes 236 amino acids. The transcript is spliced from 4 exons. NCBI's taxonomy places the organism in Eukaryota, Fungi, Basidiomycota, Agaricomycetes, Agaricales, Omphalotaceae.
AUGACUAUCACUCGCCGUCCUUUGCAAACCCCUGGCACCCUCCCGCCCAUUAAAGUUCAACCUAGUCGAUCGCCCUCCCUCCGAAGUCGAAAGAGUCCUAUAGUCGGACCUUCUCCGCUAAGGAUCGUCACUCUCCCCGAAGGUUCACUAGCGAAUCUCAACAAAGAAAUAGACAAAGAUCUUCUACCUUCUAUCCCUAGCCUUUCGUCAAGCACUGGUUCCGUCACCGCACCUACAUCUCACGCUGGAGAAUGGUCGAAACAUCAAAAUUACAGCGCGAUCUUCAAUGGUUUGCUAGCUAUUCGAAACAAUAUUCAGGAAAACCACAAUGGUUUCCUCAAAGGUCCUUGGAACCUUGCUGUCAAGUCCUUCCGCUCCACGUUAAGUCAAACGCCCGGAAUCCAUCUGCCAUUGGAACCUCCCACUCGUGCCGAUGUCGUGCAAGCGAUUGCUGACAAGACUACCCCGCCAAACUUCCAUCCCACUCAUUAUCGGACCACAUUUUUGACUCUAAAUCCUCCCGGUGCACUUGAACAACUUCUAGCCCAGUUGAAAGCCCGCUGGGUCCCUGUUCGUCAGACAUCUACCAACAACGCACAACGAGGUCAGGCCUCUCCUAUCAAACGCAGAGGAGACUGGACUGGUGUAGACAGAGAUCGACGUUCUGCCUUCUUAGCUAUUGGAGAUCUGAAAUCAGAAGGAAUUCUUUAA